AUGAUGAUGCAGUUACAGGAGCAAGAAGAAUAUGAUGAGGAUGAAGAUGGUUACGAGGAAGAAGACGAAGUGCAUGAUGGAGAAGAUGAAAAUAUUAACCUGACUCAAGAUUUUGAAGACAUGCAUUUAGAGGAGAAAGGUGCACCUGACAUGAUGGACAACUUGGUCUUAGGCUUCAAUGAGGGUGUUGAGGUUGGGAUGCCCAAUGAUGAGUUUGAGAGAAGCUCAGGGAAUGAAGAAACCAAAUUUGUGAUACCACAAUCUUCAGAAGAACAGGGAUCUUUUGAUGCCAUGUGCAGUGAUGGGCAAACCCUUCUACCUGUGGAUGGUUCUACUCAAGUGAACAUUGAUAAUCCUUCAAGAAUCUUCCAGGAAACAGAGAAGGUAAUUCAAGAUGUGGCAAAUCAAUCCAAAAAUGCUCAAACUUUAGCAUCGCCAGUGCUUAUGGAUUAUUCUGAUGCUUCUACUAGUUGUGGCUUGUCCAUUCAGCCCCAAAUCCAAUCUUCAUCUGGUCAUACUGUCAUGUCUAAUAUUCCAUUUGUUAGUAAUCAGCCUGAGGUACCUGUUAAGCUUCAGUUUGGGCUAUUUUCUGGUCCUUCUCUGAUACCUUCACCAGUUCCAGCAAUACAGAUUGGUUCUAUACAGAUGCCUCUUCAUCUGCAUCCCCCAGUCGGCUCAUCCCUCACGCACAUGCACCCAUCACAGCCUCCUCUCUUUCAGUUUGGUCAGCUGAGGUAUACAUCUCCCAUUUCACAGGGGGUUCUGCCUUUGAAUCCUCAAUCAAUGUCCUUUGUUCGGCCCAAUAUUCCAAGUAAUUUUUCUUUCAAUCAGAGUGUUGGAGGUGCUGUACCUAUUCAACCUGGUCAAGACACUGUGAAAAGCAAUGUUUCAUCAAUUUCAAUGGAUAAUCAACGAGGCCUUCCGCGACACUCGGAACUAUCUCAUAUGGUAGUGAAAGAAGGAAAUUCAUUGCCACUGAGAGAGAGAGCUGAUAGCACUAUAGAAAUACACCAGGGUGAAGGAGAUUGUUCUCACAGUGGUGAUGGCAAUUUGAGGCCUGAAUCAGGUUUUCAAGCAGAAAAUUCAUUUGUAAAGAAUUUCAACACCGUACCCCCUCAAGAAUUGGAAGGCCAGCCUCAAACUGUGGAAGUAUCAUCUCUAUUAGUUCCUAAAGAAAAAGAUUUAGGAGUUUCAAAGGGUCCAGGCUUAAUAUCAGGCGGGAGAGGGCGAAGGUAUGCCUUCACAGCAAAAAAUUCUGGCUCAAGAUCAUCAUAUCAGGCUUCUGAGGUUUCUCGCUCAGAUUCUAGUGGAUUUCAGAGGAAACCUCGACGUCUGCGAACAGAAUUUCGAGUUCGGGGAAAUUCUGAUAAGAAGCAUUCUGCUGGAUUGGAGGUAGAUGAUAAAUCUAAUAUCAGUGGUGGGCGCGCUGGUGCGAGAAGUGGGUCUAGGAGGGUGGUUGUUGCCAAUAGACAACCAAAACAGACAUUUGAAUCAGAGGGCUCAACUUCAAGGCCAGUAAGUUCACAGGAGAUGGAUUCUCGAAGCAGGGUUGAAAAGGGAAAAGAAUCUUUGAGAAAGAUUCAGAACAUCUCUCACUCCAGAGAUGCUGUAGAUGCUCCUUUGCAAAGUGGAAUCGUGCGUGUUUUUGAGCAACCUGGCAUAGAAGCACCUAGCGAUGAGGAUGACUUCAUUGAGGUGAGGUCAAAGAGGCAAAUGUUGAAUGAUCGACGAGAACAGAGAGAGAAAGAAAUCAAGGCGAAGUCUCGGGUUUCAAAGAUGCCACGGAAACCUCGUUCUUUUUCGCAAAGUGCUACUGUGUCUUCCAUCUCAAAUAACAAUUGUGCACCAGUUGGUGGAGAGGCAUCAAACAGUAUUCGCUCUGAUUUUGUGGCACCUGAGGGGCAUGGCUUGGCAAACAUUGAAGUAUCCCCUGGAUUCAAUACACCCAUAGUGUCCCAACCAUUGCCUCCAAUUGGGACCCCUGCAAUGAAAACUGAUGCUCAGGCUGUCAAGUCCUUCCAGACAAGCUCCUUGACUGUUGUGAAAGGUGGUGGAAAGAACCUUGCUUCAGGUUUAAUUUUUGAUAGCAAGAAUAAUGUUCUUGAAACCGUCCAAACAUCUUUGGGCUCUUGGGGUAGUUCACGGAUUAACCAACAGGUUAUGGCACUAACACAGACUCAACUUGAUGAGGCUAUGAAGCCUGUGCAAUUUGAUUCACAUUCAUCUGUUGGUGAUCCAACCAACACAGUUAGUGAGCCCAGCUUGCCAUCAUCAUCCCUUUUGAGCAAGGACAAGUCGUUUUCUUCUGCUGUUAGCCCAAUCAAUUCAUUGCUUGCUGGGGAGAAAAUUCAAUUUGGUGCUGUUACAUCUCCUUCAAUUCUUCCUUCUAACAGCCGUGCUGUUUCUCAUGGGAUUGGCCCUCCUGGUCCAUGUCGAUCAGACAUUCACCUGUCACAUAAUCACUCUGCUGCUGAAAAUGAUUGCUCUCUUUUUUUUGAAAAAGAGAAACACUCCAACGAAUCUUGUGCUCAUUUGGAAGAUUGUGAAGCAGAAGCAGAAGCAGCUGCUUCAGCUGUUGCUGUUGCAGCCAUUAGUAGUGAUGAGAUUGGUGGGAAUGUGCUGGGUGCAGGCCCUGUCUCUACUUCAGACUCCAAAAAUUUUGGAGGUGCAGAUCUUGAUAGCAUAUCAACGGGUGCUUCUGCUGAUCAGCAAUUAGCAAGUCAAUCAAGAGCUGAAGAGUCUCUUAGUGUGGCUCUUCCAGCUGACCUUUCAGUGGAGACUCCACCAAUUUCCUUAUGGCCAUCUUUGCCAAGUCCACAGAAUUCUGCUAGUCAGAUGCUUUCGCAUGUUCCUGGAGCUCCACCUUCUCAUUUUCCCUUCUAUGAGAUGAAUCCGAUGAUGGGAGGACCAAUCUUUGCUUUUGGGCCACAGGAUGAAUCAGCAUCUACUCAAUCACAAUCCCAAAAAGUAAAGCAUCAGUUUCAGGUCCACUGGGGGCCUGGCAACCGCAUUCUGGUGUAG
Dovyalis caffra is the source of this 3021-nucleotide messenger RNA. NCBI's taxonomy places the organism in Eukaryota, Viridiplantae, Streptophyta, Magnoliopsida, Malpighiales, Salicaceae. The record is from the annotation of a GenBank genome assembly.